UGUUGUUAAUCGCAAAACAUACAUAUCUGAGUCGGACAAAAAAUUUUAUUUUACUUACAUAUUGGACAUAUUACAAAAAGCUUAAAAAAUUUAUUUUGAUAAAAUGUCGCUGAACCCAACUGUCUGUAAGGAACCGAAAUUCGUCCAAUUGCAGACCUGUGAGGGCUAUAUCCAUGACGUGGAGACUUCUCUAUUAGAACAGAUGGGCACAGUGCAUGAUUUGCUGAUGGUGGAGUGCUCGGACUCCAACGGCAUAAUACCGCUCUUAAAGAUUGAAAGCAGAAUCAUGAAAUUGGUAGUCCAAUGGUGCAGACUGGUCCAAAACAACAGUGCACGGACGGAAGCUAGUGAUAGAUCGACCAUGUUCACGGAAUUGCUCGAGGAGGCAAGUGGCGAUGACAAGGUGGUCAUACAACUCCUCUUGGCUGCCAACUAUCUGCAUGUGGAGAGCUUGUUGGAGGUUGGGACACAGUACCUGGCUGAUGUUAUAACGGCUUGCGAAACUGCCGAGGAAAUACGGAUUCGUUUUAACUUGCAGAAUGACAUUCCAAGCGAUGAAACUGAAGAGCCAUAAAAAUCAACGGCAUGCCUUAAAACUUCUAUUUUAACACAGAACCAAAAUUAUAAAUACCUUUUUUGAGCAAUUUAACUCUCAA
Messenger RNA from Drosophila ananassae, 656 nucleotides. RefSeq names its product SKP1-like protein 11. Bases 104 to 574 code for a protein of 156 amino acids. Gene Ontology annotation, cellular component: cytoplasm; nucleus. Gene Ontology annotation, biological process: SCF-dependent proteasomal ubiquitin-dependent protein catabolic process. The transcript has a single exon. Lineage: Eukaryota; Metazoa; Arthropoda; Insecta; Diptera; Drosophilidae. Gene Ontology annotation, molecular function: cullin family protein binding. The record is from RefSeq and is a predicted model, not a curated record.